Messenger RNA from Microthlaspi erraticum, 801 nucleotides. Lineage: Eukaryota; Viridiplantae; Streptophyta; Magnoliopsida; Brassicales; Brassicaceae. The record is from the annotation of a GenBank genome assembly.
AUGUCCAGAGACAGGGAAAGAUUUGGAGAGUACUACGAGACCGUAAAGAAGAUAAAGAAAGAUCCAACCUUUGAAACAACGACGGAUCAUGCCGUGAUGGGUAUCAGGAGACACGUGGCGGUGCCUCCUGGGACGACUUUGAACACCGUGACUCCAUGCGCCGCUUGUAAGCUACUCCGCCGUCGUUGCGCGGAGGAGUGUCCUUUCUCGCCCUACUUUUCGCCGCACGAACCUCACAAGUUCGCCGCCGUUCACAAAGUCUUCGGCGCUAGUAACGUCUCCAAGAUGCUUCUGGAAGUGGGUGAGAGUCAGAGAGGAGACGCAGCGAACAGUUUAGUAUACGAAGCCAACCUUAGACUCAGAGAUCCAAUCUACGGCUGCAUGGGAGCAAUCUCUGCUCUUCAACACCACAUUCAGUCUCUCCAAUCCGAACUCACCACUGUCCGUACAGACAUCCUCCGCCACAAAUACCGAGAAGCCGCCACGAUCACUUCCCUUCAAAACAACAACUUCAACAAUAACACUACAACAUCAGUGACCGAUCAUGGUCUCGCGGGGGCUAUUUUGCUCCCACCACCACCGCCGCCUCCUCCUCCACCACGACCACCAAGGUUGCUGUUGUCUCAGCCGGCUCCGCCGCCUACGCCACCGGCUUCGUUGCCGUCUCCGUCGAUGGUUGUGUCGUCAUCUUCGUCUUCUAAUUCCUCUGCUACAAAUUCUAUGUAUAAUCCUCCUCCGUCUUCGGCGGCUGGAUACAGUAAUUCUCUGUCCAGUGAUAAUAAUGUUCAUUACUUUGAUUAA